AACCUACGUCAUCAUCCCGCGACAGGCGCACGCUCACAACACAGCGCCGUGGAAGUGUCGUGCGGGACUUGUUUCUCAUCGCGAAUCAUUUCAAACCUUUCCAUGAGCGAGAGCAGCGACGAUGACGCCCCGACGCUGUCGGCUCACGCUCUCGCCGCCCUGCAGGAGUUCUACAACGAGACCAGCGACGCGCCGCCCGCCCCCCAGUUCGCUGUGGGAGCAGUGGAGGAGGACUGGCGGAUGAGUCAGUUCUGGUACAGCGACGAGACGGCGACCCGGUUAGCCGAGGAGCUCGUACGAGAGGCCGGAGAGGGAGGCAGGAUAGCAUGUGUGAGCGCGCCCAGCGUGUACCAGAAGCUGAAGCAGGGCGUCGUGUUCGGCUCCGAUCGCGUCUCCGCCGUCGUGCUGGAGUUCGACCGCCGCUUCGCCGCCUACGGCGACGACUUCGUCUUUUACGACUACAACGAGCCGCUGGCCCUCCCCCCCCCGGCCGCCGCGGAGAGCAGCUUUGACAUCGUGCUCGCCGACCCGCCGUACCUGUCCGAGGAAUGUCUGAGCAAGGUGUCCCAAACCGUCAGGUACCUGAGCAAAGGAAAAGUGCUGCUCUGUACAGGAGCGGUCAUGGAGGAGCCGGCCCGGCGCCUCCUCGGCGUCUCCACGUGCCGCUUCUUGCCGACGCACCGCAGGAACUUGUCCAACGACUUCCGCUGCUUCGCCAACUAUUCGUCUCAGCUGCUGUCCUGAAGACGCGUCCUCUUCGGAAUGUUUACUGGUUUUACAUCAUUUCAAACUGGGUUUUGGACUUUGACUGCGGGACAUCGUGAUGGACUCGUUUUCUGAUGUUUCUCGGCUCCAUUGGUCAAAUAAUAUGCGGUUGUCUUGAGGUGCUCAGUCAACCCCUGGAUGAUGUCAUCAGGGGGAUGGUGUUUUUUUUAACACAUAGCCUGCAUGUGUACUGAAUUCUGUAGAUGCAUUGUGGGUAAUGUAGGAGGGAAUUGGAAGUAAAGGAUAUUUUGGCCUCAUUUGCUUUGAUUUGAAAGUUACUGUUGAUAAACGUGCUUUUUUAUUCACGAUACUACGAAUUAAAAAUCAUAUUUUUUUUGACCAACUAUUAAAGUAAUUCUCUUUACA
Molecule: messenger RNA, 1131 nt
Organism: Pungitius pungitius (ninespine stickleback)
Lineage: Eukaryota; Metazoa; Chordata; Actinopteri; Perciformes; Gasterosteidae
Gene: eef1akmt1
Product: EEF1A lysine methyltransferase 1
Exons: 5
Coding region: 103-744 (213 amino acids)
Biological process (GO): methylation
Molecular function (GO): nucleic acid binding; protein-lysine N-methyltransferase activity
Source: RefSeq, a predicted model, not a curated record